AUGAACGCAUAACACAGUAAUACUGUACUGCAACAACAAAGAAUAAGAAGAACAGCAAUGCCCAAACGGCAACGAGUGAGAGUCAAAGAGGGAAAGUACAGCAGCAACAACACAACGACAAUGGCCGGUCGCCAGCAGCUACUACCGUUCAUAGCUGUCAUACUACUGUUUAGUCCGUGGUCAUUGGCGCAAGAACCAGCAGAUGUUCACUUUUUUGCCGAGUGCCGUGGAGACAAUGGUGGCUGUUGGGUCUUGGACUACUACUGUCGCAUCAGUGAAGGCGCAUGUGUGCCUUGUCCCAAUGAAGGAGUGGCUGUUACAGAGGACGAUUGUAUCUUGGACAACAGCCAGCACGCAAGCAAUUGGAACAACACUAGUAAUAGCAGUACUACUCUCGAUGUACAAUCGUGCGUGGACAGCUGUAUCAAGCCACAAGCAGGAGACGAUUGUUCGGAAAGCAACUCUUGCGAUGAACGACAAUCCUUUUGCAAUUACGAUGCGAUUUUGACCACCAUCACCAACUACACGGAAGAAGAUGAAAUGGGAGAGUUGGUGCUACAGCAACAAGAAGAAGAAGAACAAACUGGAACCUGUCAACCUUGCUAUCAAGAUGUCACGGAGUGUGUCCAGAAUCCAUCCAUUCACAACACUUUUGGACAAGAAGAGUGUCUUCUCUGUGACGACAGAACUUGCUUUCCCAUGCAUUUCACUAUAGUAGAAGAAACUACUAGUAUUGACAACACAACAACAAUCAUCAACAGCAUGGCACUGCGUGGCUCUCCUCCAUCCGUGGUCCAUGGACCUUUAGUCGAUUGCACCAAUCUCAUCUACGACGGUCAAGAAACGUGUGACAAUCAUUCUCCCAACAAAGACGCUAUUUGCUUGGUCAAUGACAAGACACGCAAUACACUCUACAUUGACGUCAUUCGAAAAUGCGAGGCAUUGGGCGGCAUUGGAGUGGUCUUUUACGGAGACUACGAGCCACGAACGCCCAACAAUCAAACAUGGACGGGAAAUACCAACUUUGAAACGGCCGACAUUCCCUCCGUCUCCAUUUCCUACAAUGACGCCGAACGUCUCCAACAACAAAUAGUACUCGGUAGUGGUCCUUGGCUGUCCAUCAACGCUACAAUGAAGGACAAUACUGUGAUUACAAGUGGAGUCAUGGCCGAAGGAUUUUGUCGCUCCUGUCCCACGGACGACGAUGGCAAUCCGGAUCCACUCGCCUGUUUCUUUAAUCGGCAAGAUGUCGGUCGGGUCACGGCCCAAAAGGCCAUUGAGUCCUGUGCUCGCACAUGUGCCAGUGAACUCGUCUUUCCCGAAUGCAAGUUUUGUCCCGACGAUGUCACGGGGGCGUUUGACUUUGGAUCGUCCGAUGAAAACAAGUGCCACUUUUGUCCCAACAAUGAUGUCCUCUAUCCCGACAAGGAGUUUCCGCUCUUUGGACAAGGCAUUUAUUGCUGGCAAGUCCAAAAACUAUUUGAAACGGCACGCAUUGAUGCCGAUUCCACCAAUUGUCAACUCGCGCAAAUGAUGAAUUAUGUCUGUGGCUGCGCUGGACCGGGAUAUGCCGGGGCGUCCACCAACACCAAAAAGGCACUACUGGCAUGGCUGCCCAGGGUCAUGGCCAUUCUAUCACUUCUCGGAUCAUCCUAUAUUAUCUAUGAUGCCUACAAGGAGGACCAUCAAAAGGUCAUGAAUCAAUUGCUCAUUGUGCUGAGUGUGUUUGAUAUUUUGGGAUCCAUUGGGUAUGCCCUGACGACUCUUCCCAUGCCAGAGGAUGAUCCCUAUGGACCCUUCUACGGAGCACAUGGCAACCAAGGAACCUGUACCGCGCAGGCAUUCUUGAUCCAAAUGGGAACCAUCUCGGCCUAUAUCAAUGUCAGCUUGGCCGUGUACUACUUUUUGGUCAUUACAUAUGGUUGGCAAGAAGAACGAGCCCGUUCCAUUCGUCCCGUUUUGUUUGGGGUGCCACUUCUCGUGGGAUUCACAUUUGCCUUUGCGGGAAUCCCAUUCUAUGGGAGUUUGGUGCUUUGGUGCAACAAUACCGCCUCGUAUUGGCCCGAUAUCCCCGUGGCCGUGGCAAUUGGACUGGCCACCAUGGUCAUGGGGACCAUGUGCUUUAGUGUCUACCAGACGGAACAAAGAGCAUCCAAGUGGCGCAGUGGAGCGAGUCGAUUGCCAUCAAGAGUCUUUUGGCAGAGUUUCUGGUAUCUCAUGGCAUUCUACGUUACCUGGCCAGUGUAUCUGGCAUUGCAGUACUCCUGGGCCAGUGGUAGUUCCUUUACGCGGUACGGCUGGACGUUGGCCGCCGCGACAAUGGUUCCACUGCAAGGCUUUUGGAACUUUUUCGUCUACAUCAAACCGAGGUACAUGAACCAAGCCAUGCAAUCUAUUCGAAGGAGUUUAGGCCCACGGACGUCUCUUCCUACUCGAGCAACAUCCAGUGGAUUUUCGGGGAUCUGGAGCAAACUGUGGUCCGGGGAUCACCACAAGUCAAAUAAUAGCAAUGGUGUCAAUCCGCCAGCAAUCCAUUUCUCCGGCAUUAGCGAUGAUGCAGACUCAAAUCAACGUGGAACAUCAUCCGGCGACAAUGAGAACACGGUUACAACCCAUGAUGUGAGCAAUAACCACAAAGUCUCGAGUGCAGUGGAGGCUGCUGAAUGUGACGAAGAAGAGGCAAAGGUCGAGUUGGAAUGA
Molecule: messenger RNA, 2700 nt
Organism: Seminavis robusta
Lineage: Eukaryota; Bacillariophyta; Bacillariophyceae; Naviculales; Naviculaceae
Source: the annotation of a GenBank genome assembly